GAUCGCUCAUCGGACGACGAAGCAUGCACCUGCCCGUGGCCGUGUGGAGCCAUUGCGCGCUGCGGGACCUCGCGCUGCGCGUGACGACGACCUGUGUCUCUCUAGGCGACGACUGCGCGCCGACCGCCCUGGUCUGCGGCACGACAACCGGCGUGCUCCUCCUUUUCCGGGCGAAUGCGGGGACAUCGACGACGUGGCGCCUCGCCGCGCUCCUGCUUCGACACGAGGCGCCGAUCGCCGGCCUCGUUAUGGGCACCAACGAGUGGGGCCAAGCCAUUUGCGCCAGCGUCGACGUAAGUGGGGCCGUGGGCCUAUGGCAGCUCUCGGAUGGCCGCUGCCUCGCGUGGCUACAGGCCGCGGCGACCGACAUUGCGCCCGUGCUCGGAAUGCAGAUGCUCUCGAACGACCGCUACAUGCUCGUGUAUGGUGAGCAAGGGCGCAUGGUGUUGCUCGACGCAUGGAAGACUAUCGUGCUGGCAUCGCCCGGCACGAGCAUGCACCAAGCGCGCAUUGACGUAGCCGUGGCGCCAUGCCGCAAGACGUCGCAAAUGGCCUACGACGCCGUCCUUCUCUCGCUGGGCAUGGAAGGCUUGACGAGCUGCUUUGGCUGGACGCAGCCCAUCAUCACGUCGUCGUCUGCAUCCGACCCGAGCCCGACCUUUGUGUGGACCCAAGCUGCGUCCUGGGUCCUCGCGUGGUCGAGCGAAGCGUCCGACAUUACGUGCAUCGAGACGUCGAUCCAUCCCGCGACCAACUGGCUGCACGUCGACCUCUUCCCGCUCCACGCGAGACUGAGCCCGAACGGCCGACUCGUGCUCUUCAUUUGGUCCAACCGUUGGGCCAUCCUCGAGCGUGCGUGGCUCUUCCACAGCGUGGAGGACGAGACAGCGACGCUGCCAACCUGUUUUCAAGCAAGCGACAACGUCCAGUGGGUCGAUGGCACGUUCGCCGACGACGAGCAUGUGCUUUUACGCCGACAUGAAUGUCGAUUCGCCCCGGACGCUAAUGGCAACGCCACGACCUUGUACCUGUUUACCGCACCCGCCACCGACGUCGAGAAGCCAACGUCGACGGCCCGUCCGCUUCGAACGACGGCGUUGCCCGACGCGCCACUGUGCAAAGUGCCCGCUUCCAACGCAAUGAUCACGUACGUCUGUCCCUUUGGCUGCACGUGGCGGUACUCGGCUGCGACGUCAUCGGUGCCGACGCCAUUGCCGACGCCGACCUCGUCACCGCCGCGCGUGUCCCACAUGGUCAUGGGCAAGAAGCCCGCACCUGGUGCGUCGGCGCAAGCCUCGCUGCUGUGGAACACGCCUCUCCUUAUUCACGGGUUCGACGACGGACACAUCACGCUCAGUCCGCUUGUCGGCGUGCCGCCCAUCACGCUCGACUGUCUCAGCAGCGCGAUCACAAGCAUCGGCCACGUGAUUGUUAAUGCGGUCGAGUCGCAUGCAGCCACUGCACCGCUGUAUGAGGGCUACGCCGACAGCCCGACGUCGUCGGUUCGAUACCCGUCGACCGAAAAGCUGCAGCGGAUCUCGCUGCUGCUGCACAAGCUCCAGCACUCGCAUCUCUCGACGCCAAAGGCGGCAUUGCUGUCGCCACCGAAGUCGUCGCCGCCAUCGGCCGAGAGCUUGUCCGCGACGCCCAUGGUCGUGCUGCUCUUCACGGGCAGUCGCGAUGGCAGUGUGGGCGUCUCCCAGAUCCGCCUGCGCCUCGACGCCGGUGCCGUCGUGCCAUCGGCGACGCUCCUCCACACGUUUCAUCGGCACCGCAAGGCGGUGCGAGCCAUUCACGUGAGCGGUCCGAGCCCGCUCGGGCACCUCGUCGCUUGUGUGGGCGACGACCAUGCGGUGAGCGUCUACACGGUGCGCAUGGACACGACCGCACUCGACGUGGGUUUUUUCAUGGACUGCGUCGGGCAAGGCGGCUGCGUCGUUGACGUUCGCUGGGACUUUCGCACGCAACACGUGCUUCUCGAGUGCGAUGACGCGCUCUUGUACAUUUGGAGUCUCCGCACGGGCGUCCUCGAACGCAUUGUGCCAUCGGCCAUGGUGCCUGCGUCAACGCUCCCAGAGGAGACGCGAGAUCCCGUCACGAUCGCGUCCCCGCUGUCGGCACCGAUGGUCCACGUCAUGACGUUUGAGCUGCGGACGACGGUCGAGCGACUGCAGCGACUCUGGGCGUCACCAUCCGCUUCGUCGACGGGAACGGCUCUGGACGCGACGUUCUUGUCGUUUGCGCUCUCCUGGGGACUCGACGCCCGCAUUGACGCCCUCGUGGAGCGUUGCCUCUAUGUGCAUGCGCCGUCACUGGCCUACUCGAUGGCAAUCACAGGCGCGGCGAAAGCGCUGACGGUGCCGCUGCCGAGCUCUUCAGCGCCGCACACGACCAAGUGGCAGCAUUCAUCCUUUGUCUCGGCCGAGAUCGCCCUGGCGUUGGUGACGAUGUGUACGAGCUUUAUGGACGAGAAGCGAAAAGACGAUGAACUGUCGGAGCAACUGCAAGUGCUCUGGAGCCAGCUCAUCACGCAGCACAUGGUCUGCCUCCCCGAACAAGUGGAUGCGUACGUUGAGCCAUCGCUGGACGUGCUCGCCUCGUACGGCUUUCACGAGUGGGAAGCACUGCAGAUGGCGUCGCGGCUUCUUUACACGCGACUGCCACCGACGACGCGCAGUACGACCGCGGCCGAGUACAUGACACGGUACCACUGCGAAGUCCAGCAGCUCGAGAAGGACCUUGGGGGUCUCAAGCAAGUACCAGCGCCCCGCAUCGUAUCGCGACUCGGAUCGAUGCUCGUGCUGCUCAGCGUCAUGGGCACGUGCUUUCCCGGCGAACUCUCGCCCGCGAGCGCGCGCCAAGUGUGCGACGUCCUUGUGUCGCUGCUCCAAGGCCCACCGGCGACCGCCUGCGUCGCGGCCGAGCUCCUCGCCAAGGGCCUCCUCCUCUUCCGCCCACACCUUGUCGACCUCGCCCAGCUCGUGGUGCAGCUCAUUCCGUUGACGCUGGACCCCUCCGACGACGAUCGGAAGCGGCUCAAGCAGGCCGCGAUGCGUCUCCUCGUCGAACUUGGGACGUGCGAGGCCGCCUCCGUCUUGGUUGUGCUCCAACAAGAGAUGAGCACGAGUGAUCGAAGCUAUGCGUACCGCGAAGGCGUCCUCGUCUACCUUAUGACGUGGGUGAAUCUCCAGUACCUUCUCAUGGCGCGGCACCUCCCCGCGGUCAUCGAGACCAUCUUGUGCUGCCUUGACCCGACCAAGCCCGAUCGCCGGAAGAAGUGUCUGGCCAUGAGCACCAAGUGCCUCCACGACCUCGUCAAGCGAUUUCCAAUGGUCGACUUUCACAAGACAACGCAGCGACUCGCCAUCGGCACCAUGGAAGGCGUCGUCUUGCUCUACGACCUCCGCACGGCGACAAAGUGGCGUGUGCUGGACGGCCACACGACCGCGCUCUCGGCCGUGCUCUUCCGCAAGGACGGCGCCAUGCUGGUGUCGUAUGCGGCGAGGGAGGCGAGCGUGCGCUGGUGGAACGUGACGGCCGGCGGGCUUCUCUCGCUCCUCAAAGUGCAGCAGUCGUGCGUCCGUCAACUGCAGCUGGCGCCGCUCACGCAGCACCUCCAGCGACCCGCCGAGUUGCACAAGGUGAUCCAGAGCUGCCGCUUCCGAUUGGCGCCCGACGACGUCAACGUCUGGCUCACGCGCGAAGACGAGUCGCUCUUGCCACUCAAUUUUCACAUUUAAUACGUCUCGGUGGUGCGACCAAUAAGACCCUGCGCUCGCCCAGGGGCGUCCGGCGAGCUGG
Saprolegnia parasitica CBS 223.65 is the source of this 3801-nucleotide messenger RNA. RefSeq lists its product as hypothetical. Gene Ontology annotation, molecular function: protein binding. Lineage: Eukaryota; Oomycota; Saprolegniomycetes; Saprolegniales; Saprolegniaceae. Gene Ontology annotation, cellular component: cytoplasm. Bases 24 to 3740 code for a protein of 1238 amino acids. The record is from RefSeq and is a predicted model, not a curated record. The transcript is spliced from 22 exons.